CUAACACAACUCAUUGAACAAAGUGGUCCUUUAUUCUCUGGUAGAUGGAACUAAGAGAGAGAAUGGGCAACAGGGCUACGCUUGUGGCAGAAGAGAGAAAAAGAACACACAAAGCAAUUUUUUGCUUAAUAAAACACCAAUGCUAUUUUAUAUGAAGAACAGAUCUUUGCAUUCCAGAGAAACUGUAUUUCUACAGGGCACUGACAGUGAAGAAAACGUCUCAGACCUCACAUUUAGUGACAGCUACAGCCUUGGCUGGGAAGCUAUCAGCCAGUUACAUACGUUUACAACAGAAGAGGAACGGGCAGACAAAGGUGACAGAAGAUAAUCAUCAUGGCAUCAGCAGGUCUACAGUUCUUUGCUUUUAUUCUAGCUUUGUUGGGUGUUUUCGGCGCCAUCACAGCCACCUUACUGCCCAACUGGAAAGUAAAUGCAGACGUGGGUUCAAAUAUCAUAACGGCUAUAACACAGAUGCAAGGGCUCUGGAUGGACUGCACAUGGUACAGCACCGGGAUGUUUAGCUGCACUCUGAAAUAUUCAGUCCUAUCCCUCCCUGUCUAUAUCCAGGCUGCACGGACGACCAUGGUCCUAUCUUGCAUCCUAUCAGCUUUUGGGAUCUGCAUCUCCACAGUAGGAAUGAAGUGCACAAAGUUGGGAGGGGACAGGGACACCAAAAGCUACACUUCUUUUGCUGGAGGCGUCUGCUUCAUCCUUGCAGGAAUCUUUGAGUUGAUACCAACAUCCUGGUAUACAAGAGAGAUAAUUUCAAAUUUUCUGGACCCAACAGUCCCAGAGAGCAGUAAAAAUGAACCAGGAGGAGCUGUUUAUAUUGGAUUCAUUUCAGCAGGACUUCUGUUCAUUGCAGGUGUGAUCUUCUGCACUUCCUGUUUUAAAAAGCAGCAGGGAGCAUGGAUUUACCCUACUAAGCAACAACAGUUCCCAGCCACACAGCAAGAGAACAAUGUAGGCUACAACCUGAAGGACUAUGUGUAAAUAUAGUAAUGUCUAUCAGCUGGGGCUUUUUUGUUUACUUUAGAUUUUUUUUUUAAAACAAAAACACUUAACUGUUCUUAAUGUCAGGGCUGCAAUUACAUUUUAACAAGGUAUUUUUAUUUUUAAUUAAAAUCAGGAAAAAAGA
This is a messenger RNA of Chelonia mydas (Green sea turtle), 1138 nucleotides long. It is a transcript of the gene CLDN20, whose product is annotated as claudin 20. The record is from RefSeq and is a predicted model, not a curated record. Gene Ontology annotation, cellular component: bicellular tight junction; plasma membrane. Bases 334 to 993 code for a protein of 219 amino acids. Gene Ontology annotation, biological process: cell adhesion; bicellular tight junction assembly. Gene Ontology annotation, molecular function: structural molecule activity. Lineage: Eukaryota; Metazoa; Chordata; Testudines; Cheloniidae. The transcript is spliced from 2 exons.